AUGGAGGACGCGCUGAAGCGAGCUCUGGGCACCGAGGAGCUGCGGCCGACCGGGCACUUGGGCAGCAUCUGCACCAGCCUGGGCCGGAGCUACGACACGGACCGCGGCCGGGUGUUCGUGAAGAGCAACUGCGAGGGGCAGGCCAGGAGAAUGUUUCUGAGAGAAAUGGCAAGUUUGGAAGCCAUCCUGAAAACGCAGACAGUAAGAGUGCCUAAACCCAUCAAGGUUGUAGAACUGCCUGGGGACAAUACUGUGCUGGUGAUGGCACAUGUGGAAAUGAAGAGCUUACACAGACAUUCAGCACUGCUUGGAACUCAGCUAGCUGAUCUUCACCUUCAUAACCAGCAGCUUAGAGAGAAGAUGAAGAAAGAAGGGAGCCCAGUAGGUAAAGGACAGGGGCAAAUGGAAGUCCAGUUUGUGGAUCAGUUUAGCUUUCAUACAGUUACCUGCUGUGGUUAUCUUCCACAGCUCGUCCUGGUCCUUCAGGUGAAGAACUGGCGCAGUGGCUGGGUGAGUUUCUUUGCCAGAGAAAGGAUCCAGCCCCAGAUCCACCCGAUUGAAAGGAGCUCAGGAGACAGGGAAGCAAGGGAACUUUGGGCACAGCUUCAGCUGAAGAUACUCAGUUUUUUCUGUGGUGUAGAAAUCAUUCCUUCUCUCCUGCAUGGGGAUCUCUGGGGAGGAAAUCUAGCUGAGGAUGAUUCUGGUCUGAUUAUAUUUGGUCCAUCUUCUUUCUACAGCCAUUGAGAGUAUGAU
Molecule: messenger RNA, 753 nt
Organism: Onychostruthus taczanowskii (white-rumped snowfinch)
Lineage: Eukaryota; Metazoa; Chordata; Aves; Passeriformes; Passeridae
Product: ketosamine-3-kinase-like
Exons: 6
Coding region: 1-744 (247 amino acids)
Source: RefSeq, a predicted model, not a curated record